CCCCCUUUUCACCUCCAAUUCACUCUGUGUCUGUUCUCCAUUUACAUAUACUAGAAGGAAAUGCUGUCACGUCUGGCCACCCAGCGCAUUGCGCUUCGCAGUAUUGCUCGCCCGUCGGCGAUUCCCACUCUGCGUUUCAAAUCUACCCACAUUGAGGCUUCCGAGGUGCCUGAGUCGGCAGUUCAGCAGGCGCCGAACCGCGACACCACCUGGACCGAGAGCCAGAACCCGCGCUCGACAUUCGUCGAGGACCCGCGCUUUAUCGGCAUUGAUUUCGACGGCCAGCCGCGUCCGAUGGCUGCCAUUGACCUGGUUGCUGAAGAGCCGGUGCGUCAAAUCGAGGGCCGCCUGGCGUGCUGCGACGGCGGAGGCGGUGCCAUGGGCCACCCGCGUGUGUGGAUCAACCUGGACGAGGGCCACCCGCAGAGCUGCGGUUACUGCGGCCUGCGCUUCCAGAUGAAGCCCCACCACCACUAAGUCUUUCUAUUUUUGUUUCUGCCAGUUUCUCUGAAAUAUACACCCAACACCGCCCGCC
Molecule: messenger RNA, 535 nt
Organism: Linderina pennispora
Lineage: Eukaryota; Fungi; Kickxellomycota; Kickxellomycetes; Kickxellales; Kickxellaceae
Product: ubiquinone oxidoreductase 20 kd subunit
Exons: 2
Coding region: 61-477 (138 amino acids)
Biological process (GO): mitochondrial electron transport, NADH to ubiquinone
Source: RefSeq, a predicted model, not a curated record